This is a messenger RNA of Mandrillus leucophaeus (drill), 2260 nucleotides long. RefSeq names its product coiled-coil domain containing 77 (gene CCDC77). The transcript is spliced from 11 exons. The record is from RefSeq and is a predicted model, not a curated record. NCBI's taxonomy places the organism in Eukaryota, Metazoa, Chordata, Mammalia, Primates, Cercopithecidae. Gene Ontology annotation, cellular component: centrosome.
GUUCCCUGACGCGGAGUCUCAGUGUGUCGUGUGAAAAAGACAGCAUGAACUUUACCCCAAAACACACCCCCGUCUGCAGAAAGCAAGCAGUUGUCUCCAAACGUGCUGUUGCCACCAGUGGUCCCACCAAGAGGAGGGGAAUGGCAGACUCACUGGAGUCAACCCCCUUGCCUUCCCUCGAAGAUCGUCUGGCCAAACUCGGUCCUUCUAAGGAGCUCCUGGAAUAUUACCAGAAGAAGAUGGCUGAGUGCGAGGCAGAAAAUGAGGACUUGUUGAAGAAACUGGAACUCUACAAAGAAGCUUGUGAAGGACAGCAUAAACUUGAAUGUGAUUUGCAGCAGAGGGAGGAAGAGAUCGCGGAACUGCAGAAAGCGCUAAGUGACAUGCAGGUCUGCCUCUUCCAAGAGCGGGAACAUGUUUUGCGCCUCUACUCAGAAAACGACCGACUGAGAAUCAGGGAGCUAGAAGACAAGAACAAGAUUCAGAAUCUCUUGGCUCUUGUGGGAACAGACGCUGGAGAAGUGACCUAUUUUUGUAAGGAGCCACCUCACAAAGUAAGUAAUCUUUGGUGGAGCAUGGUGAGUGUGGCUUCACAAAUCACAGGCUAGGGCCCAUCGUCAGAAGAACGUUAGUAUUCGCUAGAGAAGGCAGAUCCUAAAAUAAGCAGAAGAAGACCAUCGCGAGAGAGAAGGGGAAGUUCUGAACGUUACCAGAGAGACGUACAGACACUCGUCCUGCAGGUGGAAGCACUGCAGGCUCAGCUGGGAGAGCAGACCAAACUUGCUCGAGAACAAAUUGAAGGGCUCAUGGAGGAUAGACGGAUUCACCUUGAGGAAAUACAAGUUCAGCACCAGAGAAAUCAGAACAAAAUCAAAGAGCUAACCAAAAAUCUUCACCACACCCAAGAUCUGCUCUAUGAAAGCACCAAAGAUUUUCUGCAACUCAGAUCUGAAAACCAAAGUAAAGAGAAGUCAUGGAUGCUUGAAAAAGAUAAUCUGAUGUCAAAGAUUAAGCAAUACCGGGUGCAGUGUAAGAAGAAAGAAGAUAAAAUUGGAAAAGUGUUGCCCGUUAUGCAUGACAGUCAUCAUGCUCAAAGUGAAUAUAUUAAGUCCCUAAAAGAUAAGUUAGUCCAAGAGAAAAAGCUGUCCGGUAUGUACCAAGAGCAGUGCAUUUCCUUAGAAGAGGAACUUGCCCGAAUUCGUGAGGAAGAGGGAAUGAGGAGAGAGAUCUUCAAGGAUCGCACUAACAAGAUGGGGAAGCGUUUACAGGUAAUGACAAGACGCUAUGAGGCACUGGAGCGUCGACGGAUCUUGGAAGUAGAAGGCUUUAAGACAGAUAUUAAGGUUCUCCGACAGAAACUGAAGGACUUGGAGCAAAUGUUGUAUAAGGCAACAAUUAAUGUCCGGGCAAACCAGGAUCUUGCCAUUCUGUGUGAGGUCCGUGACAGCAAUAGACGGGCACAUAAGAUACAAGGAGAACUGAAGAAUCUUAAGUCGAAAGUGUUUGGUCUGGAGAAUGAACUGAGACUCUGUUGAUGUCUACUUUUGGAAAUGGCCCCCAUUUAGAAGAGGUGUGCUCCUUGAAACCUGAGGACAAGGUCAUCUGCUGCCAGAAAAUGGAAACCUGAGUUGACUAGAGUGAUGGUGUUGAUUAUUAUGAAGACAGGGUGAAGAACCAGGGACCACUAGGAAAGCUUUUCUUGCAGGCUCAGCUUGCUUUAUCAUUUUUGCUGUCCUUUUAACAUUUGUGGGGAGUAGGGGCCUGGUCCUGAAUGACCUGGAGGCUUUCAUUAUUUAUCCCGUCUGUAUCAACAGGUUUUUGUUUUUUAGAAGACAGUGAAGAUAAAAACUUAGGAAGAAGGUAUUUUGCAGUGAGCUUGGCGGAGUGUCCGUGGGAAGAAUACUUUCCCUGAAGAGAGAGACGCACGCACAGAGGCUGCCGUUUUCCGGAGCUGGGGGAGAAGGCAGCGCAUCACAACCUGUCCCAUUGGAACAGGCGCUCAUUCAGCUAGUUCGCCUUCCGUUGUGAGCAGAGCCUGAAUUACGUUUCUGGGCAGUUUCAUGGUGUUUCACCAGAGGGCACUAGAGACUCACAAAACGUCCAUCUGGAAAAAUUAAGGAGACACUUUGGCAAGGGUGAAUGAAACAGAAGUGAUCCUUGUUUGGAAAGUUUGAUAUUUUUAUCAGUAACACGGCUUUUGAAAAAUGAUGUAUAGAUUUUUAAAUUAACUAUUUUCAAUAAAAUAUUUCAUUCAAAAGAU